Leptonychotes weddellii (Weddell seal) is the source of this 2035-nucleotide messenger RNA. RefSeq names its product solute carrier family 19 member 2 (gene SLC19A2). Gene Ontology annotation, cellular component: plasma membrane. Gene Ontology annotation, molecular function: thiamine transmembrane transporter activity. The record is from RefSeq and is a predicted model, not a curated record. Gene Ontology annotation, biological process: thiamine transport; transmembrane transport. NCBI's taxonomy places the organism in Eukaryota, Metazoa, Chordata, Mammalia, Carnivora, Phocidae.
GUCCGCAGCCGGGAAAACUGGAGGGCUGCCCGCGGAGGCGGCAGUUAGCCCUGCGCGACCUGGCUCCCCUGAGAAGGGCGCCGCUCGCGAUUCCACGUUUCCGCGCCGCGGCAGCGCUAGAGCCUCACUGAGGCGGGCGGAGGAGGAGAGGGAGAGGAGAGGGGCCGGGCCGGGCCCCCGCCCUCCGCACCCCGAAUGGAUGUGCCCGGCCCGGGAUCCCGGCGGGCGGCGGCGGCGGCUGCCACCGUGCUUCGGCGCACGGCCCGCGUGCCCCGCGUGCCCCGCGAAUGCUGGUUCUUACCCACUGCGCUGCUGUGCGCCUACGGCUUCUUCGCCAGCCUCAGGCCGUCCGAGCCCUUCCUGACCCCCUACUUGCUGGGACCCGACAAGAACCUGACGGAGAGGGAGGUCUUAAAUGAAAUUUAUCCAGUAUGGACUUACUCUUACCUGGUGCUGCUGUUCCCUGUGUUCCUUGCCACGGACUACCUCCGUUAUAAGCCUGUCAUUCUGCUGCAGGGACUCAGCCUUAUUGUUACAUGGUUCAUGCUGCUCUACGCCCAAGGACUGCUGGCCAUCCAGUUCUUAGAAUUCUUCUAUGGCAUCGCCACAGCCACUGAAAUUGCCUAUUACUCCUAUAUCUACAGCGUGGUAGACCUCAACAUGUACCAGAAAGUCACAAGUUACUGUCGGAGUGCCACCUUGGUGGGCUUUACUGUGGGCUCUGUCCUGGGGCAAAUCCUCGUCUCCGUGGCAGGCUGGUCCCUGUUCAGUCUGAAUGUCAUCUCUCUUACCUGUGUUUCUGUGGCUUUUGCUGUGGCCUGGUUUCUGCCUAUGCCACAGAAGAGCCUUUUCUUUCACCAUGUUCCUUCCACUUGCCAGAGAAUGAAUGGCAUCAAGGCACAAAAUGGCGGCAUUGUAACCAACACCUCAGCUUCUAACCACCUUCCUGGGUGGGAGGACAUUGAGUCAAAAAUCCCUCUAAAUAAGGAGGAGCCGGAACCCAAGCCAGACCGUCUCCUUGUGCUGAAGGUCCUGUGGAAUGACUUCUUGAUGUGCUACUCCUCUCGCCCUCUGCUCUGCUGGUCUGUGUGGUGGGCCCUCUCCACCUGUGGCUAUUUCCAGGUGGUGAACUACACACAGGGCCUGUGGGAGAAGGUGAUGCCCUCUCGCAAUGAUGCUGUCUACAAUGGUGGUGUGGAGGCCGUGUCCACCCUCCUGGGUGCUGUUGCCGUGUUUGCAGUGGGUUACAUAAAAAUAUCCUGGUCAACGUGGGGGGAGAUGACGCUGUCUCUGUUUUCCCUGCUGAUUGCUGCCUCCGUGUAUAUCAUGGAUACUGUGUGCAACAUCUGGGUGUGCUACACAUCCUAUGUGGUCUUCAGAAUCAUCUACAUGUUACUCAUCACUAUAGCAACUUUUCAGAUUGCUGCUAACCUCAGCAUGGAGCGCUAUGCCCUGGUGUUUGGUGUGAACACCUUCAGUGCUCUGGCCCUGCAGACACUGCUCACCCUCAUUGUGGUGGAUUCCAGUGGCCUUGGCUUAGACAUCACCACUCAGUUCCUGAUCUACGCUGGGUAUUUUGCACUCAUCGCUGUGGUUUUCCUGGCUAAUGGUACAGUUAGUGUUAUGAAGAAAUGUAGAAAGCAAGAAGAUGCAGAAUUGAGUUCUCAAGUAUCUACGUCAUAAUACACGGCUGAUAAGCUGCUGCUUGUAGCAAAAACUGCACAGCAACUGUGCCUGGAUGUAUUUAAUGUUUUAAUAUGUAGACGUAUAUUUAUGAAUGUGCUUUUUAAGGUUUCAAAGCAGCCAACUGACUAUACUCUGUGUUCCUAGAGUAACGAUACUGUUUAGAGGAGCCAGAGGUGAAGUUUAUCUCGUGGAUUAUUUGUGAAAGCUGUUUUAAGGAUUACUUUGUUCUGCUUGAACUUGAUUUUGAAAACCAAGUAAUAAGAGCACUCAAGCACCACAUGGCGUUUAUACUUUUUUUUUUUUCAAGAUUUUAUUUAUUUAUCAGAGAGAGAGAGACAGAGGCAGGCAG